Penicillium waksmanii is the source of this 1137-nucleotide messenger RNA. Its product is annotated as bZIP transcription factor. Gene Ontology annotation, biological process: regulation of DNA-templated transcription. Lineage: Eukaryota; Fungi; Ascomycota; Eurotiomycetes; Eurotiales; Aspergillaceae. The record is from RefSeq and is a predicted model, not a curated record. The transcript has 4 exons. The coding region runs from base 1 to 1137 and encodes 378 amino acids. Gene Ontology annotation, molecular function: DNA-binding transcription factor activity.
AUGAUCGAAGCAAUGACUGACGCGCGCGCGCCUCGCAAGAGAGGCCGGCCACGAGCUGUGGCGGACGAUCAGCAAGUUCCCGAGAGACGUCGAAAGCAGCUUCGCGUCGCGCAGCAAGUAUAUCGCAAGAGAAAAGAGACCACGAUCGUCAAUCUGCAAUCUCGCGUACAGGAACUCGAGUCGGGCAUCGAAGAGCUCAGCAAGUCGUUCCUUUCCUUCAGUAGUCUUCUGUUCGAGGCUGGGAUUCUUCAAAAUCAGCCUCGUGUCACAGCUGCUCUGCAAAAAGUUACACAGCAAUGCGUGUCGCUUGCCAAAAGUGGCUGCGAAGAGGCCGAACAAGCACCUGCAGCCCCGGCGGACGUAUUGCGAUCGACGUCUCCCACGCUCAGCGAUACACAAGAUAUAAUCUCAACUUACAAUCCGCCCAUAACGCAACUUGAUUCAUUCAAGUUGCCAAUUAUCGGUGACGCUUUCCAGUCCUCGUCGGACCUCGCGGCUCAAGGGGCUGAACUGUCACAACUCCCCCCCCACGCCACCCUUCCAAGAACAAGCAAUUCUACCGUUCGGAAUAGUCUCGUCGUCUCCGAAUAUCCCCUUCUCAUCCAUCCCUUAUCCCGCCUUGAAUUUCUCGACCAUAGCAUCGCCCGACAACUUCCUCUUAAAGCAAGGCUGCUGGUCGCUCUCACACCGUCUGACGAUCCAAGGGUCAAAGCAAUCUUCGGCAAACGAUUGACCAUCGACGAGCGCAACCGCUUCAUCUUCGGAUUCUUCGCCACCAUGCACGACGACAUGGGAGACACGGUCGAAUUGUGUACAAACGUUCUCAAUUCAAGGAGGAACAGCUACUCGCCUGAACAACUCACCGUAUCCUCUCGAGCGUGGCAAAUUGUCAAUGAAUCGGGUGCUGAUGAGUGGAUGGAUGCGAGUGGUGUGCAAAGGCUGCUACAGCAGCGGGGGAUUCGUAUUCAGGACCCGAGCUCGCCCCCCUCCAGUCCCCGGUUUAAUUCGUCCCCGCAGCUCAACGCAGCGAGUUUCACUCAAUAUCUUUCCCUCGGCCCUAUCUGUCUCGGUCGCGGACCAGCGUUCCGAAAGCGCGAUGUUGAGAAAGCCAUUCGCCUUGCAACUCUUGAUGGAUGA